Messenger RNA from Mesorhabditis spiculigera, 3342 nucleotides. The record is from the annotation of a GenBank genome assembly. NCBI's taxonomy places the organism in Eukaryota, Metazoa, Nematoda, Chromadorea, Rhabditida, Rhabditidae.
AUGGUCGUGCUCUCACUGUCCGAGCUCAGUGGCAAGGAGAUCGUCUACCGCCACUUCGGCUCCCUCGAAGAAUGCCCGGUCCAAAUCGCCAUCCCGAAGAUGCUGCGCCUCCACGCGGAUUCCGACUUUUCGGAGAGUUUGGCGCUCUACGAGAAGCUCGGCCGCUUUGACCCGAUCGAGGCGUACAUGGGCAUCUCCAUCAAAGUGGACCAGCUCAUUCCGACCACCGACAACGACGCCCUCCGCUUUCGAGGAUCGAUUGCUGAGGCCAUCGAGUGGUUCGAAGACAAAAAGAAGGGUGGGACUGUGGCUAUCAACGGUUGCACGGGCACACUGGAUACCUUCCUGGUCGAGCCGGCGUUUGAUGAGAAGGGCUCCAAGAAGCAUUUUAUCGAGAUCAGCAGCCAUGCGACCUACGAGAAAAUUUCCUACCGAUGCGACGGGCACCAGGCUUCGAUGAAGGUAGACUUCCACGAAACGUCACCGACAACGCUCUCGAUGGCCCGGCUCGCGCAAUUGAUCGGUCGUGAGCCAGACGCCUUGCUCGAAAAGGAAAGCACGGAUGCGGAUCUGCUAUGGCUGAUCGAUCAAUUGUAUAACGCCUACAAGCAGACGCAUAUGGUCCACCUUCGAAUCGAUCCGCUCGUGGUUUCAUCCGACUUUCUCUUUAUCGACGAGUUGCGGAUGAAGGUGGAUGGUAAUGCGGAGCCCGGGAUUGGGAAAUUAUGGUCGUCUCGUUUCGGCGACCCUGCGGACAUUGCGACACCAUUUGGGCGUGAUCUGACGUACGAAGAAGCACAGAUCCGGGCGCUGAAAUCUCCCUUCCUCAAGUUCUACAACCUCAGCCCGGAAGGCGAUAUCUGGACGUUCUUCUGCGGUGGCACUGGGCACGCUUACAUGGACCUACUUGCCUCUGAGAGAACUCGCGACCGCAUCGCCAACUUCGGCGAACACUCGAUUGGUGCCUCUGAAGAAGAUAUCUGGGCCUACACGACUUUUCUGCUGAACGCUGUGCUCGAAAGUGAUCGCGUGGACUGCAAGCAUUCCCUCGUCCUCACCACUUCGGCAGCCGACUCUUCUUCGGCCGCACCUUUCUUUACGGGACUUGUGCGUGCUCUCAAAUUGUACGGCGACAAGCUGAAAAUCACGACCCUUCGGAUUUUCCUUCGUCAUGGCGGCUCGGCCAGCGGGGAAGGAGUUCGAAAUCUGCGCACCGCCUGCGAACAAAUUGGGAUCAAGCUUACGACCCGCGGACACGCCGAGCCUAUGGCCUCAUUUGUCGAUGAGAUCCUGCAGAGGAACACGAGCCAACCAUCGAAAGGGGAACGCGCUCAUUGCCAACCUGUCGCCGUGUCCUUCCUCAAGAAUAGCUCCACCGCUUCAGUUUCAACGAACAAAGAGAAUCCCGGUGCCGCCGAUAUGGUAGACACGGUCAUUAGCUCCAGCGAGCCGUUCACAGUUGCCGUAUUGCCGGAGCAGACGAUGAAGGCCAUCGUGAUCGGGAACCGACCGAAAUUCAUCCAGGACAUUCUCGACUUCGAUCACGUAUGCCAGCGUGAUACUCCAUCGAUUGUCGGUGUCUACGGCAAGUCCGAUGGCUCGCUGCUUCAUUAUAUCGGGCACAAGCAAGUCGCCAUCCCCAUGUACAGCACCCUCGACGCUGUCUUCGCCAGCCACAAAGACGUCAAUACGAUUAUCAAUGUUGCCGAUGCUGGCUGGGCGUAUGAGACAACAAAUGCCGUCCUGUCAUACCGUUUCCUGCUCGAAAAACUGAAGACCGUGUUUAUCAUCUCCGGACCGGUGUCUGACUACGAGGCCCGUCGGAUUGGAAAACUUUCGAAGCGACAACAGGUCACGAUUGUUGGCCCCGGAUCCGUUGGCACGGUCUUGCCCGGUCGCAUGAAGGCGGGGCUGGCUGGCGGGACGCUGGAGGACAUUCUGAUGACAAAGCUGUAUAACCGUGGGCAAGUCGCCUACGUCACACGUUCGGCCGAGCUGGCAGUCGAGCUGAACAGGAUGAUCAGUGAAAACUCUAGCGGGGUCUAUGCAGGAAUCGUCAUUGGUGGUUCGCGUUUCGCAGCUUCCAGCUUUCUGCAAUGGACCCUCUUGUUCUCCAAUGAUCCGAAUGUGAAAGCUAUCGUACUGCUUGGUGAAGCCGGCGGAGAUGACGAAUACGAAGUGAUCGAGGCGAUGAAUUUCCUGAAGAAGAAGGCGGAAGAUAAGAAGAAUGUUCCGAUGAUUGCGUACUGCAUCAACUUCUGCGGUGAUUCUGGGCUGGUGCUCUCCGAGGAACAGACUGCUAGCAAGAAAACCCAGGCCUUCCGUGAUACCGGUGCCAUUGUCCCGUCCUCUCUUGCAGGGAUUGGUGCCAAAAUUCGCCAAUUGGUUGAACAACACGUUCUGGCGCCCAGGAACGAGCAAGCCCCACCACCCGUUGCUCUCCACUACGACUGGGCCGUUGAGCUGGGCUUUCUUCGGCAGCGCUCACUGAAUACUUCCCAUUUCGAGACGAUUCGCGGCCAACUGUGCACGAGCGGAGUUCCGAUAAACCGAAUGGCUCUGAAGGAUGGCGGCGUCUGUGGCAUGUUGUCGAACCUCUGGAUGGGUCGUGAGAUGCCCGAGUGGUUCACGCGGAAUCUCAGCUUGUUCCUGGUUCUCUUCACAGAUGUCUCCUCGGGUGAAUGCAGCGCUUACAAUGCCACCAAGGCUUACCAACAGGACGUGACCAUCACGCAGGCUGUAGCCUCGGGACUCGUGGCCCAGCCGACUGAAUUUACCCAAGACAUCACUCGAACUACCCUGCGCUAUCUGGAGGCCACUGAAUGCGGUGUUUCCGCCGAGGACUUUGCCAACGAGAUGCUCGAAGAACCGCACCCUCAGCGCCACACUGCGCUCAUCCCGGAUCCGCGCCUCGACUUCUUGAUGAGCCUGCUCCGCAAAGAAGACUUCUGGAACAAGACUCCCCUGCUGAAGUAUGCGCAUGAUGUGGGGACCGCCGUUACCGCCAAGGAUCCGCAUCGUGUCCUCUCGCUGGAGGUCUACAUCGGGAUUCUUUUCGUCGACAUGCUGCGCCAUACGAAGCUCUUCUCUGAAAACGAAGUAAAGGCGAUCGUCAGGAAGCGCUGCAUUGAUGGCUUAUUUCUGAUUGGCCGGUCCAUUGGUUUGAUCGCGUGCUGCCAUGAUGCCAAGACCGUGGUCGACGACUCGGACCAUCUCAUCCCCGACCUGUGCGAUGAGGAUGAAGAUGAAGAGGAAACGUGCCGCAAGUCUGGGAAGGCAGAGGAAGUGACCACGAAGAUCUCGAAGGAACAAAUGGAGAACGACUUCCAGAAGGCGCUGUUG